Sinocyclocheilus grahami is the source of this 874-nucleotide messenger RNA. RefSeq names its product protein TANC2-like. Lineage: Eukaryota; Metazoa; Chordata; Actinopteri; Cypriniformes; Cyprinidae. The transcript is spliced from 2 exons. The annotation marks the transcript as partial. The record is from RefSeq and is a predicted model, not a curated record.
AGAGGAAGAUCACUCCAGAUGAAGACCUCAUCAUUCUCAUUGAUGGUCUGAAUGAGGCUGAGUUCCACAAACCAGACUACGGUGACACCAUUGUGUCUUUCCUCUGUAAGACCAUCAGCAAGUUCCCAGCCUGGCUCAAGCUGCUGGUGACAGUCAGGACCUCCCUGCAGGAAAUCACCAAACCUCUGCCCUUCCACCAAAUCUCUCUGGAUGCUCUGGAGGAGAACGACAGCAUCGACCACGACCUGCAGAGCUACAUCCUUCAGCGCAUCCACAGCAGCGCAGAGAUCCAGAACAACAUCUCCCUCAACGGCAAGAUGGACAACACCAGCUUCGGCAAGCUCAGCUCCCACCUCAAGGCCCUCAGCCAGGGCUCCUUGCUCUACCUGAAGCUCACCUUUGACCUGAUCGAGCGCGGCUAUCUGGUGCUCAAGAGCUCCAACUACAAGGUGGUGCCGGUCAGUCUAGCCGAGGUCUACCUCCUGCAGUGUAACAUGCGCUUCCCCACGCAGUCGUCCUUCGACAGAGCCCUGCCGCUGCUCAACGUGGCUCUGGCUUCGCUGCAUCCGCUCACCGAUGAGCAGAUCUACCAGGCCAUCAACAGCGGCUCGGUGAAGGGAACGCUGGAGUGGGACGACUUCCAGCAGAGGAUGGAGAACCUGUCGGUGUUCCUGGUCAGGAGACGGGAUGGGACUCGCAUGUUUGUGCACCCGUCCUUCAGAGAGUGGCUCAUAUGGAGAGAAGAGGGAGAGAAGACCAAGUUCCUCUGCGAUCUCAGGUCUGACAGAAAGCACUGGAACACCAGCAAAAACGGGCUUUGUGUAGAGAAACAGAACAAACCAACAAACUCUUCUGUUUACGACAGCCUAAAACG